Lutzomyia longipalpis is the source of this 744-nucleotide messenger RNA. Its product is annotated as nucleoplasmin-like protein. Lineage: Eukaryota; Metazoa; Arthropoda; Insecta; Diptera; Psychodidae. Gene Ontology annotation, cellular component: cytoplasm; nucleolus; nucleoplasm. The record is from RefSeq and is a predicted model, not a curated record. The transcript has 3 exons. Gene Ontology annotation, molecular function: histone binding; RNA binding; chromatin binding. Gene Ontology annotation, biological process: chromatin remodeling. The coding region runs from base 120 to 614 and encodes 164 amino acids.
CUCACACCACAGAAAAAUUCCCCCUUUUUGCGAUUGUCAUUUCGGCGCGAGGAAUUUUGCAUUUUCACGGUAUUUACCUGGAAAUUCGUGAAAAAUCAGUGGAAUUUUCAUCCCAAGCCAUGUCUGACGAAUAUUUUUACGGUGUGACGUUGACCGGCGCAGCACCCACACAGACGUGGGAUCCCUUCCACGGGGAAGAUGACCAGGAUAUGGCAGUUUCAAAUAAGUUGCUGGUGAAAAUGCUCCUUCUCGGUCACGACGCUCCCGCCGAUGAAUACAACGUUGUGGAGGUCACAACGCAGACAAUUGAUGAUGUUAUCAAGAUCCCCAUUGGGGUGCUGAAGGUGGGAGAAAUCCGCAAUAUCUGCAUGGAGCUGGAAUUUGUGGCUCCGGUCAUUUUCACCCUGAUCAAGGGUGCGGGCCCCGUUCACAUUCACGGUCAUCACUUGAUUGGGGAAUCCUCGAUGGAGGGCACGUGGGCCGGCGAAGGGGAAGAAGAGGAAGAAGAUGAAGAUGGUGCUGAAGAGGAUGAGGACAGUGGGAGUGCCCGUAGGAAACAAAAAUUCCCCAAAACCAUCACAAAACCCGGCGGUGUGGCGCGAAAGAAGAAGUGAAAUCGAGGGAAAAGUGGGAAAAGUUAAUUUCUUCACGGAAAUUCCGCCAUAAAUCAUCAUUCUCCCCCAUUUCCUACAUGUGUACAAUGUUCCAAUUAAAGUCCAUUCAAUAUAUUUGUCAUUCAUAAGC